Planococcus citri (citrus mealybug) is the source of this 3656-nucleotide messenger RNA. RefSeq names its product cytochrome P450 6k1-like. Gene Ontology annotation, molecular function: monooxygenase activity; oxidoreductase activity, acting on paired donors, with incorporation or reduction of molecular oxygen; iron ion binding. The coding region runs from base 1780 to 3249 and encodes 489 amino acids. The record is from RefSeq and is a predicted model, not a curated record. The transcript is spliced from 7 exons. Lineage: Eukaryota; Metazoa; Arthropoda; Insecta; Hemiptera; Pseudococcidae.
GAGACUAGAACGUCAGUAGUUGAGCUGUCUCGAUCCUACUAGGUUGCCUUCCUCGGUAGCCUAGUAGGACUUGGUGGUUGUGCUAUUCCUUGUGUGUUGGGCUGUCUCGCCUUUACAAGGUUGCCAUCUGCGGUGACAUUGUAUGUGGUGUGGUUUGCGGUUAUGUUCAUUGCCUGUCUCGGCAGUGUAACUGGCAUAGGGCAAUGUGCUUUAGUGGUCGUUGUCUGAUGGUUAAUUCCAUCACCGUGGCCUGUCUCAGUACACUUGCGUACCCUUCGGGGUGCAAUGUUAGGGAAAUAGUCUUAUAGGGAGUGCCGCGUUUGUGCUCUGCGUGAUCGCCGCCGCGUGAAUAGUCUACAGACCCAGGUCUUUAGGGAAUGCCGCGUACGUGAAGCGAAAGGCGAAUGUUCGUUGUUGGCCAAUUCGGGUGUUCGUCCACUGGCCGUUUCGCGUAUCGUCGCUGGGUUAAAGAUACUACACCGUUCGAGAGCUGUGUGUUCUAUUAGGGAGUGCCGUGAAUUUAGUGAAAUACCUUGUUCGCCUCACAAGAUAAGUCUAUUAGGGAGAUGCGAUACAUUACUGCAUCAAGUCUGGUUAGGGAAAGCUGUAUUCAGCACUAGGGCACAUCUUCGGAUGUGUAAACGACUCAUGUGGGAGUGGUCCUGCGCCGGCUAGCCCCAUGACGACUUUGUGAGGUGGUUUCGUACCCUCCAGGUAAUGGAUAGGGCUAUUAUGACUUAAGUGGCAUAAUAGUACGCCUAUCACCCCCAGUGGUGAAGCUCUAGUUUCCGCGAGCAGGAAGUAAGUAGUAGGAGACACACCCAGUAGUAGGAAUGCGGGGGAGGUGGGCAUCUGAAGCAUCGGUGUGGUAGUUAGCAGUUGAUUCCUCAACCGCAGGCAUCGAUUGGUAGCUAUUAUGUAAUAGUUAUUUAGCGGAUAAUAUCCCACAACCCUGGCUCGGGCAAUUUCCUAUCACCUAUAGUGAUAUUUCCUAGAUCUAUUCCUAUAAGUGAUACAUCCCAUCCAUAUUACCAUAACGUAGUAUGGAUAAUUAUAGCUAUUACAAUUUGAGUAAAUUGUAGAUAUUUCACAACAUUUUGUUAAAUUAUUGGUAUUUUGGUAAAUUCCAUGAUGAAUUUUGGUAAAAUAGGUACAUACAGUGAUUCUAGUAAAUUAUUAUUAUAGGUCUAGUGAUAACCGAUUUUGGUAAAUUACCGGUAAUUUUUUGAGAAGUAUUGGUAGACCAUUUGGUCGCUCCCGUGCAGAAACCUCGUAAGUCCAAAUUUGAAAAUUUUACAGGAGGUACAAAAAACUGUUUAAAAAGUUCAUUUUAUAAAAGAUUCCACCAACUUUUCGAUUUUAUGUUUUAGGGCAAUACCUGGAUAGUAUUUUCAAACAUAUCAUUACUUCAACAUUAGUUCUACAUCAAAUAAUUGGAUUUUAUUUAAUGCAAUGUGGACAUAUGAGGUUUUCUUGUAUCAAAAACCUAGUAUGUCAAUGGUAGUCCAUGGCAAAAACCUCGUAAGUCCUCCGACUUACGAGGUUUUCACAUGGUUUUCAUCCUGAAAAAUUUGGACAUACGAGGUUUUGUUCGUUUGAUGUUUAUGAAUUGCCUGGUAAGAGUGCUAGCUAAUUUUUUAAGACUUACGAGGUUUCUUCUAUUCGAUUCCUCGUGUUUUUUCCUAUAAGAAAAGUCAAAAAAAAGUUUUUUGAAAAACUUACUUGGACUUACGAGGUUUCUGCACGGGAGCGACGAUUUGUCCAUUCCACAAGUUUUUCAUGGCUCAUAAUUUUGAUUUAUAUAGGUCAUUUUCAUCAAUAUUUUGCACAAUUUUGACAAUGGGUUUCGCGGAUUUGUAUAAAAAAUUAGAACCGCACAGAUUCGCUGGCGUUUUUUUUGGAACCAAACCAAUGAUACUGAUCAGAGAUCCGGACCUAAUCAAAGACAUAUGGAUCAAGGAUUUCGCCUACUUCAGCGACCGUGGCUGGAAAAUCGAUCAGGACUUGGAACCUUUGAGCCAUCAUUUGUUCACUAUGCAAAACGAUGAUUGGAGAAGCCUCAGAAUCAAACUUACCAACGCAUUCACAACUGGAAAAAUGAAACUGAUGUUACCUUUAGUGAAAGCAUGUGGCGAAAAACUUUCCGAAGUUAUUGACCAAACACAAUACGACAAAUUUUUUGACGUCAAGGAGUUAUCAUCCAGGUACACUACCGAUGUGAUAGGAAACUGUGCAUUCGGUCUGCAGACCAACUCGUUGGACGAUCCAAAUGCUGAAUUCAUCAUAAUGGGCAAAAAACUCCUACAGUUCAGGCUCAGAUCGCUUUUUCGAAUGUUUGAAUUCGAGAUGCCGCAGCGAUUGAAAAGAUUAUUGAAAAUAACAUUUUUCGACUUGAAAACGCAAGAUUUUUUCGGCGACAUCGUUUACAAGGCCAUCGAUUAUCGAGAAAAAAACAACGUCAAACGAAAUGACCUUUUAGACUUGCUAAUAACGCUGAAAAAUGACUACAUUUUCCCAAAACUUGACAAUACUGUAGAAAAGGAGAAAAGUUCACAACAAUUUGUCAAUCAAAAUGGAAGCGCUAGAGAGAUUAAAACUGAUUCGAAAAUAACGAAUGAAUCGCUGGCAGCACAAGCUUUCAUAUUUUACCUGGCUGGAUUCGAGACAUCAUCGACGACCCUGAGCUACGCACUUAUGGAAUUAUCACAAAAUCAACAUAUUCAGGAUAAAGUUAGACAAGAAAUAAUCGAUGUUAUCUCAGCCAGUGAUGGCCAACUGACAUACGAUGGUCUGAAACAAAUGACUUACACAGAUAUGGUAAUUCAAGAAACACUAAGAAAAUAUCCAUCAGCCGCGGUCCUGUUCAGAAGAACGGUAAAAAACUACAAAGUGGCAGAUUCCAAAGUUGUGAUACCUGCUGCUACGCCGAUUGUGCUCUCAAAUUAUGGACUACAUAUGGAUGAGAAAUACUUCGAUAAUCCGCAGGAAUUCCGCCCAGAACGUUUUUCGGAAGAAGAAAAAUCCAAACGACAGAAUUAUACGUAUUUGCCUUUCGGAGAAGGGCCAAGAUAUUGCAUAGGAGCUCGUUUCGCCAAAAUCAUAGUCAAGGUUGGACUGAUUUACGCAUUGUGGCAUUACACUUAUCGAAUCUCAUCGGAGAUGAAAUUUCCUAUAAAAUAUGAUAAAAAUUUCGGCCUGCUGACUCCUAAUAACAGUAUUCUACUGCAACGAGAAAAACUAAGGACUUGAUGGGUAAUUUUUCACAGCACUUUAGUGGAAUUUUCCAGCGAUGAGUGCGUCAACUUUAAGCACUAGGUAUGCAACUAGAUAAAGACACGAAAUAUUCGAGCUGUUGAGAAGAUUGUGAAAACGAAUGAAAAAUCUGAUCAAGAGAUAUAUACUUCGUGAAGCUGGGAACAAUUUAUGGGAAUUUUUAGCAACAUUUUAAAAUGACUUUCAAACGCCAUUUCGUCACGUUUCAAGACAAUGUUUUGUACAAUGUUUAAUUUUUUAUCAUAUUUUGACUGUUUUACGUCGCUCUAUUAAUUUUUAUGAAAUUUUUAUUAUACUUAUUAGGAUUAGACAAUAGGACAUGUCUACACAGAAUUUUCAAAAUCAGCUGUUAUAAAAUUCUAAAUACAUUACCUAUACUUUUA